This is a messenger RNA of Capsella rubella, 1019 nucleotides long. RefSeq lists its product as uncharacterized. Lineage: Eukaryota; Viridiplantae; Streptophyta; Magnoliopsida; Brassicales; Brassicaceae. The record is from RefSeq and is a predicted model, not a curated record. The transcript has 2 exons. The coding region runs from base 72 to 815 and encodes 247 amino acids.
UAUAAAUUAUGAUUCUUACCAAACUCUUGUUACACAAAAACCCAAUUCUCAAUCAAGAAAACUAAAAAAGAAUGAAGAAAUAUGCAGAAAUAUCACAUUUCAGCCACCCUCAACACAACCUCAAAUUCGACUACACAGAGAAACCCUUCAAGUGUGAUGGAUGCAACGAAGUUGGUAUCGGCUCUCGCUAUCGCUGCUCCGGUAAUAAAAAUCAUCAUGGAAGCUGCUGCGACUUCGAUCUCCAUGCGCAUUGCGCGUUACCUUCAACCUCCAUAACACAUCCCUUUUACAAAAAGUGUACGUUUCAGUUUUUGGCUCAGCCGCCCGGGAACGAGAGACGGUACUGCAACGCGUGCGAGAAAGAUGUGUCUGGAUUCCUUUACCAUUGCAAGGCUUGUGGGUUUGAUCUUCACCCUUGUUGUGCUAUGCUUCCUAUGGUUUUGGAUGAUGGAGAUACCAAACUUUUUCUUUAUCGUAAAGUUAGUUCUUCUUGUCAUCGAUGUGGUAUUAAAGGACGUAGCUGGAGUUACAGGUCGUCUUGCAAGAAGUAUAAUCUCCAUGUCGCAUGUGUAAGAGAGAUGUUGGUGGAGAAUUGGAGAGAGUUGUACAAAGGAGAAAAUGGUAAAGGCAUUGAACGUAAGAGUUUGGCCUUAAAGAACACACUUGAGCAUCACCACCGUAGUAGUAGCAAAGGUAAAGUUCAGAAAUGCUGCGAGAUUGCGGGAAUGGCCGUGCAGUUUGUCAUUUCCGCGGUGCUCGGAGAUCCAACGACCCUAAUCGCGGGGGUUGUAGGCUCUCUUAUUUCUCGAGGAUGAUUACCCUUUCAAGGGUAUUUCAGUUUGUGUGUUAUAAACUCUUAAUUAGGAUAAUGUGAAAGUUGGUACUGUACAUUACUUUAUAUCCUAUCAAGUUUCAAGUUUCCAUAAACCAAAAAAGUCUAAUGUUAAUAGAAAAACAAAUUGUGUAAGAAAGUUUAGUAAAGAUAAAAUGUGUGGUUUGAUUGAACAUUUAAUGUUUUA